This is a messenger RNA of Protopolystoma xenopodis, 252 nucleotides long. The record is from the annotation of a GenBank genome assembly. Lineage: Eukaryota; Metazoa; Platyhelminthes; Monogenea; Polystomatidea; Polystomatidae.
AUGGCGGACGAAAGCUCAGCACGGAGUUAUCGGGGUGGCAGAAGAGUGAGCCGAGAUUUUCUUCGCACAGUUCAACAGACAAAACUGCAAGGCAACCCUCCUACGGUAUCCUGUGAGGUCAAUCCACGAAUCCCUUCGACCCACUUUCUCAGCGAAAUGAAAGGUAUCAAUUUACCUUUCAUUCCGUUUAAAGAGGCUAGUGAAAGGGAUUCGUCCUCGGCGCAUCGCUAUGAGACCCCGAUGAAUCCUUGA